AUGUCGGAUAACAAUGGAGUUGAUGGUUAUUAUAUAUUUGCAUCAAGUAUAGCAGCACUCGUUACAAGAACCAUUACACAUCCAAUGGAUACAAUCAAAAUUCGUUUACAAGCAUCAACUCUAAAUCAUAAUAACACUAAUAAAACAACACUAUUUGAAAACUUGAAAACAAUUAUAUUUCCAAUUCAAGUUGGAAACAAUGACAAGUUGAAUCAAUUACGGACCUUCACCUCACUCUAUCGAGGAUUACCCGUUGCUCUCCUAUUCUCUGUACCUGCCCUAUCAGUCUAUCUUUCUUGUUACGAAACGACAAAGCAAACAUUAUACAAUAAAUAUCAGAUCAAAAAAGAUGCUGCAGUCAAUCAUCUAGUUUCGGGUUGCAUUGCUGAAAUAUCAGCUGGUUUAUUUUUCACACCAAUGGAGGUAAUGAAAAAUCGCCUUCAGACAACAAACAAAGCAAAGCAAACCUCAUUCCUUUCACUCGCUACUCAUAUGUUGAAAUACGAAGGCAUAAGAGGAUUCUUUAGGGGAUAUUGGAUGAGUUUAGUUGUUUUUAUACCUCAUUCAGCAACUUAUUUCAUUACAUAUGAAAAAAUGAAACAAUGGAUGAUUCGUGAUGAAUCAUCAAGAGUCAGUCCAACACUAUAUAUGCUAUGCUCUAGUGUAGCAGGUAUUACAAGUUGUUUCAUAUCUACUCCAUUAGAUAUUAUUAAGACGAGAUGGCAGAUAUCGGCGGCAGAACAUGGAAAAGACUUUAGAGAGGGUCCAAUCUCGAUUGCAAAACAUUUAAUUCGAUAUGAAGGUCGAAAUGUAUUGAUAAGAUCGUUAUAUGCCAAUAUUGCUUGGGGAUUGCCUACAACAGCAAUUAGUAUGACGAUAUUUGAAGUUUUAAAAAGAAAUAGAUAUAAAUUUGAAUGA
Molecule: messenger RNA, 918 nt
Organism: Cokeromyces recurvatus
Lineage: Eukaryota; Fungi; Mucoromycota; Mucoromycetes; Mucorales; Mucoraceae
Product: mitochondrial carrier domain-containing protein
Exons: 2
Coding region: 1-918 (305 amino acids)
Biological process (GO): transmembrane transport
Source: RefSeq, a predicted model, not a curated record